AUGGUGAACACCAGGAAGAGCUCUUUGCGCCCCCUGGGCAAAGCGGCGGCCGCUGCGGCCGGAGCCGGCAGCCAUUUCAUUUCGUCCCGGACCCGCUCUUCCAAAAGGGGCACCAAGGCAGAUGCGGCCGGGCUGGAGGAGACAGCGGCAGCGCGGAUCCGCUGGGGUGGUGGUAUAAAAAAGAUAACAAAUAAAGAUGAAGGUAGUGAUGCUAGUUUGAGUGAUAGCCACGUAUCUCCUCCUGCCAAACGUACCUCAAAACAUGCUGAUCCUGUGUGCAAAGACAAAUCGAAAUCACGCAGUACUGGACAGCGAGAGGAAUGGAGCAUCUCAGCUGGACAGUCCAGGUUAACUUCUCAGCCUGGUGCUACACUACCAAAUGGACGUAGCUUAUCUCUCAAAAGCCAUCCCCUUCGAGGGGAAAAAAAGGCAGAUGGGGACCAUGCUUGCAUAAACGGAGAUAUAGAAGUCAGAAAAAGUUGUCGGUCCAGGAAAAACAGAUUUGAAACUUUGAAUCAGAGUUUAUUGUUUGAUCAGCUAGUAAACAGUACUGCUGAAGCUGUGCUGCAGGAAAUGGAUAAUAUUAACAUCAGGAGAAAUAGGAGGUCUGGGGAAGUAGAACGGCUACGGAUGUGGACAGAUACAGAAUUUGAAAACAUGGAUAUGUAUUCUCGAGUGAAAAGAAGGAGGAAAUCACUGAGGAGGAAUAGCUAUGGGAUUCAGAACCACCAUGAAGUGUCCACAGAAGGGGAAGAGGAAGAGUCUCAAGAAGAAGAUGGAGAUAUAGAAGUAGAAGAAGCUGAGGGAGAAGAAAAUGAUCGACCAUAUAAUCUCCGACAGAGAAAAACUGUUCAAAGAUACCAGGCCCCUCCUAUAGUGCCAGCUCAUCAAAAGAAGAGGGAAAAUACACUGUUUGAUAUUCACAGAUCUCCUGCAAGAAGAAGCCAUAUCAGGAGAAAGAAGCAUGCCAUUCACAGCAGUGAUACAACCUCUUCAGAUGAAGAACGUUUUGAGAGAAGAAAAUCAAAAAGCAUGGCCAGAGCAAGAAAUCGGUGUCUGCCUUUAAACUUCAGAGCAGAAGACUUAGCUAGUGGAAUCCUGCGAGAACGUGUGAAAGUUGGGGCAAGUUUGGCUGAUGUUGACCCUAUGAUUGUUGAUAAAUCGGUGCGUUUUGAUAGUAUAGGUGGAUUGAGCCAUCAUAUCCUUGCACUUAAGGAAAUGGUAGUGUUUCCUCUUCUCUAUCCAGAAAUAUUUGAAAAAUUCAAAAUUCAGCCACCAAGGGGCUGUUUAUUCUAUGGUCCUCCUGGAACAGGUAAAACCUUGGUAGCUAGAGCUCUAGCUAAUGAAUGCAGUCAAGGAGACAAAAAGGUGGCUUUCUUUAUGAGGAAAGGAGCAGACUGUCUCAGUAAGUGGGUUGGUGAAUCUGAACGUCAGCUUCGACUGCUUUUUGAUCAGGCAUACUUGAUGAGACCUUCCAUAAUCUUUUUUGAUGAGAUAGAUGGCUUAGCUCCAGUUCGUUCUAGUAGACAAGAUCAGAUUCACAGCUCUAUAGUGUCUACUCUUCUUGCCCUUAUGGAUGGACUGGAUAAUAGAGGUGAAAUUGUUGUAAUUGGUGCUACAAACAGACUGGAUUCUAUAGAUCCUGCACUCAGGAGACCUGGUCGCUUUGACAGGGAAUUUCUUUUCAACUUGCCUGAUCAAAAGGCACGAAAGCACAUUUUACAAAUUCAUACCAGGGAUUGGAACCCCAAAUUGUCAGAUCCUUUCUUAGGAGAACUGGCUGAAAAAUGUGUUGGGUACUGUGGAGCUGACAUAAAAGCACUUUGCACUGAGGCUGCCUUGAUUGCCCUGAGACGACGCUAUCCCCAGAUUUAUGUGAGCAGUCAGAAAUUACAGCUUGAUGUUUCUUCAGUAGUUCUCAGCGCGCAGGACUUUUAUCAUGCAAUGCAGAAUAUUGUGCCUGCUUCCCAACGUGCCGUGACAUCUUCAGGACAUGCACUAUCCCCUGUGAUCAGACCACUGUUGGAACGUACCUUCGCUAACCUUCUUGAGGUUUUACACAAAGUGUUUCCUCAUGCUGAGUUUAGCCACGGUGACAAAAGUGAAGAUGUACCAAGUCUAAUAUUAGAUGAUAGUGAAGAUGAGAAUGCUUCAUCAAUUUUUGAGACGAGCUGUCACUCGGGAUCACCAAAGAAACAGUCAUCAGCUGCUAUACAUAAACCCUACCUUCAUUUUACUAUGUCAGCUUAUCACCAGCCAACCUCUUACAGACCGAGAUUACUGCUAUCUGGAGAGAGAGGUUCGGGUCAGACUUCGCACCUUGCUCCAGCACUAUUGCACACUCUUGAAAAAUUCUCUGUACACAGGCUAGAUCUGCCAGCACUUUAUUCAGUCAGUGCCAAAACGCCUGAAGAAUCAUGUGCACAGAUCUUUCGUGAAGCUCGAAGAACAGUACCAAGUAUUGUUUACAUGCCUCAUAUUGGUGAUUGGUGGGAAGCUGUCAGUGAAACUGUGAGAGCUACUUUUCUAACUUUGCUGCAAGAUAUACCAUCUUUCUCCCCUAUAUUUCUACUGUCUACCUCUGAGUCCAUGUAUAGUGAAUUGCCUGAAGAGGUGAAAUGUAUAUUCAGAAUCCAGUAUGAAGAGGUUUUCUAUAUUCAAAGACCAAGUGAAGAAGACAGAUGGCGAUUUUUCAAAGGAUUAAUUCUUGAUGAGGCAGCAAUGCCCCCACCAAGAAGGAAACAGGCUGCUCUUCGUGCUCUGGAAGUUCUUCCUCUUGCACUGCCAUGUCCUGCCCGUGAGCUGUCGGAAGCAGAAAAACAGCGAAUGGAGGACCAGGAAGAGAACACACUGAGAGAGCUGCGGUUGUUUCUCAGGGAUGUUACCAAGAGGCUGGCCACAGACAAACGCUUUAACAUCUUCAGCAAACCGGUGGAUAUUGAAGAGGUUUCAGAUUACCUUGAAGUUAUCAAAGAGCCCAUGGAUUUAUCAACAGUAAUAACCAAAAUUGAUAAACACAACUACUUAACAGCCAAGGAUUUCCUAACGGACAUUGACUUGAUCUGCAGCAAUGCAUUGGAAUACAAUCCAGACAAAGAUCCUGGAGAUAAAAUAAUUAGGCAUAGAGCUUGUACUUUGAAGGAUACUGCUCACGCUAUCAUUGCUGCUGAACUGGAUCCAGAAUUUAAUAAGAUGUGUGAAGAAAUCAAGGAAGCGAGAAGGAAAAGAGGCUUACCAGUAGCAGCAGAACAAAUAAAUCCUCAUGGUUCUACUGUGCGGAAAACAGAGGCUAGAGUUGAAGAUGCUUUUCGGAACAAACAAAAACCUACCAUGGCUGUAUGGCCCAACUCUGCAAGUAAAUGUGCAUUUCGAAUAAGGAGAAAAUCAAGACGGCGCUCACAGUGGGGCAAAGGCAUUAUUAAGAAGAGGAAAGUCAAUAAUUUGAAGAAAGAUGAAGAUGAUGCAAAGUUUGCUGAUGAUGAAAAUCACGGAGAGGACAGCAAAUUGCUGGAAAAUGGAGAGCUAGAGAUCAGCGCUGACUGCAUUGAGGAGAAUGGGGAGGAAGCAGGAGAUCUCUCUAUAACAAAUGAUGAAUCCUCUUGUGAUAUUAUGGAUAUAGAUGCAGAGCAGAGGCUUAACAAUGGGACAUCAGGAAAGGAAAACAAUUUUGCAUCCACAGAAGAAGAGAGCUCAAAUGAGUCUCUAUUAAUAACCGACACCGUUACCCUGAGUGCUGAAAAGCAAUUAAGGAAGGACUCUACAUCAAAAGGGGACUGUGUGAAUGGGGAGACAUCUGUACCCAGCUUAGAGGGUAAACCUGUUCCAGAAUGUCAUAAUGGUAAAAUGGAAUCAGCUGAUGCUGUUUCACCCUGCGACAACAGCAAUGGGUCUAGUAACAAGCAAAAAUCUUCAUCUGAAUAUCAGCCAAAGGAGAAAACAGAAGCUUCCAGUGAAAGUCAAGGAGCUAAUCUAGUGAAAGCUGAAUUGCCACAUUGCAGCAAUAAUGAAAAAACACUGCAGAGCACAGACAUUGAAACUAAAGAUGCUGAAGCAGAUAAAGAAGGUGUAUUCAAAAGCAAGAAAACUCGAAAAGUCACUAUGGAACAGUCAAAACCCACAAGUUUGGAGCAGGUCCCAGAGGAACCAUCGGAUCCUUUACCCUCUGUGAUUGUUGACCAUGACAGACUAAAGAAACUGCUUGAUUUGGUGGUUAAGAAAAGCGACAACUUGACUGUUGACCAACUUGAGAGAUUGUAUUCACUCCUCAGUCAAUGCAUCUACAGACAUCGUAGAGACUAUGACAAAUCACAGCUGAUAGAGGAGAUGGAAAGAACAGUUCAUGUAUUUGAAACAUUCCUGUGAACUCGUCAGGAUGGGUGGGUUUAUCCUCU
Indicator indicator is the source of this 4391-nucleotide messenger RNA. It is a transcript of the gene ATAD2B, whose product is annotated as ATPase family AAA domain containing 2B. NCBI's taxonomy places the organism in Eukaryota, Metazoa, Chordata, Aves, Piciformes, Indicatoridae. The transcript has 30 exons. Gene Ontology annotation, biological process: positive regulation of transcription by RNA polymerase II. The record is from RefSeq and is a predicted model, not a curated record. The coding region runs from base 1 to 4362 and encodes 1453 amino acids. Gene Ontology annotation, molecular function: ATP hydrolysis activity; ATP binding; histone binding. Gene Ontology annotation, cellular component: nucleus.